Messenger RNA from Sodiomyces alkalinus F11, 648 nucleotides. RefSeq lists its product as hypothetical. Gene Ontology annotation, molecular function: protein binding. The record is from RefSeq and is a predicted model, not a curated record. The annotation marks the transcript as partial. NCBI's taxonomy places the organism in Eukaryota, Fungi, Ascomycota, Sordariomycetes, Glomerellales, Plectosphaerellaceae. The transcript is spliced from 2 exons.
GGCACGCCUCUUCGGGAAGCCGCGGCUCAGGGGAACGAAGACGUGGUGCAUCUGCUCCUUGCUAGGGGGGCCGAUCCGAACCUUGCAGGGACGUACCGUGGCAGUCCCUUGAGUCAGGCUGCCAGCAAUGGGCAUGUGGCCAUUGUGCGGACUUUAUUGCGACUUGGUGCCGACGUCGACUACUCUAUUCAUUAUACCCCCUUAUUCCUCGCGGCAUCCAGGGGUCAUAAGGCACUGACCAGUCUGCUCCUUGACUGGGGUGCAGAAGCUGACAUUAGGAGCGAGUCGACCGGCCGCACGGCGCUGCUCUCCGCAGCGGAACACGGACACACCGCUGUGAUCCAGCUUUUGCUGGACCACGGCGCCUCACAGAUCCCCAGGGAUAUCAAUGCGGACAUGGGUUCAUGUUUCGGAAGACCCCCAGCCGCGGGCGUGCUGCCCGGCCACUUCACUCCACUGUGGCUCGCAGCAGCCGGAGGCCAUUCCGAAGCCGCCAGGGUGUUGCUGCAGCAUGGGGCAGAUGCAGACUUCGAGGGCGGCGAGAAGGACGGCUCGGAUCGGUGCGUCUUGGCCGCCGCGAUCGAGUCGGCAAGCUUGCAAAUGGUGCGGGAGCUUUUGAUGAAAGGUGCAGAUCCGAACCGAGGCGAG